Poecilia reticulata (guppy) is the source of this 4266-nucleotide messenger RNA. RefSeq lists its product as uncharacterized. The record is from RefSeq and is a predicted model, not a curated record. Gene Ontology annotation, biological process: regulation of extrinsic apoptotic signaling pathway. Lineage: Eukaryota; Metazoa; Chordata; Actinopteri; Cyprinodontiformes; Poeciliidae.
UUUUCCAUUUAAAACAUCAUUAAAUGUUUUUUUGGGGGUUUUUUAUAAUUAAGAAAAAAGGAUAAAUGAGUUUUAUUAAACUGAGACACUUUCUAAUUGCUAAUGCUAAUGGUCAGAAUCUGCAACAGCAUCAUUUCUGCUGACAUUCCUGAAUCAGACUCUUCAGUCUUCCUCUCAACAUUGUGCAACUUUUACCGGAAAACCUUCUGAACUAAAUUCACUUUUUGAUGAUGACAACCGUUUGUUGCGAAAUGCAGGACUCCUGCCGUGGCUUCGGGUGUCCGAUUUCCAACACAGAGCGCUUCCUUUUGGGAUUAUAGAGGAAUGGAUUUUAUGUGAGUGAGUCUAAGAGGUGACUGUGUGAAAAGGUCCAGCCUGUUCCGAGCGACACAAACACACUUCACUUGUGCAUGACGUUUUCUUACCUCUUUUGGGUUCGUUUUUUGCUUAAUAACAUUUAAAAAAUGGCAUUAUUGUUGUUUAAAGUAUUAAAUUAUUCUAGUUUUGAAAAUUAUACCUGAGUUUCAUUCAAGUUUGGGCAUGUUCUGGCAGUAUUUUUGUUCUGCUUUUACAUUUCAUUUUCCUGCUGCUGAGAAUACUUGAGGUUUAUUUAAAGAACUUGUGAUUCUUUUUGUUUCUGACCUCAGUUGCUGUUUGAGUGAAUGUUGGAGGAAAGUUGAUUUCCUCAUUGAUCUGCAACAAAAGUGCUUGUCAUUGGACAUCUAGAUGUAGAAGGGGCUCCACACUUCUUGAUUUCUGUGUUUGUAAUCCUCCAACAAGGAGCCGACUGAAAACCACUCAUGUAUCGGAGUUAUACGGUUUAGUAUGUGUACAGUAUAUAUGUAAAGAUCGUCAUUACAGUACAAAGUCCAUAUUUUGUCAAAUAAAGUACAUCAAAUUUAUUUCAAGCUCACCAAACAGACUUUAUUUGUAAAAAGCUCAUUUUUGCUAACGAUGCUAACGUGGUGACUCCUAGCAUCUGUUAGCAUGCUACAGCGAGAGUGCAACCAUAUAAUUUCCCCAUUUGUUGCACAGAAUGUUAGUGCUAAUAUUUAUGUCAAACUGGUAACUAUCAACAUAUAAUGCAACUUUUACAUGUUUAAUUUGUAAAAUAUCUGUUAAAGUAACAUGCUAGUACCAUUCUAGGCUAACUCAAAGAUGCUAAUGCUAAGUUUAGUCAAAUCAGACUAUCACUUAUUAACUAUUUUUCACACUUUGCUAUCAUUACCCUGACAAAUAUUCACUUAAUAUCUAUAUUAUUUUCAAUGUUAAUCAAAUAUUGGUAUGAAUACACAUAAACUGAGUAUAUUUACAGUUUUGGUCAAAAGUUUACGUCCGCUCGUCAUGGUGUUGAUUGUUUUUCUAAUUAUUUGAUUAUUUAAUGCAACUUGAAAUAGGAGAGCAACACAAGAUUUCAUUUAUUGAGGAUUUUCUCUAAAUAAAUGUGUCCAUACUCCUUCACUCAUAUUUAAUUUGGUAAAAUGCAACUCAACCACUCUCUUUGUAGCUACAGACAAGCUAAUUCUGUCUGGAUAUAGGAAUACUCCUAUUGGCAAAUUUAGUGGAGUUACUUUAAUUUGAUUGGUUUAAUACCACAAACCUGGUCCACUUAUUUAUAAAAUGUUUCUGAAUAUUAUUGUUUUUUUCUGCUUCUGUUUUCUAAGCUUAAAGUUAGCCAGCUGCAUCCAUUCCAAAACCAGUUGGAUGGGUCUUUGGUAGCAACACCCAAUUCAGUCCAGGUUUUAUCCACUUAUUAGCUCUUGAUUUAAGGUAAAGUUGAAAAAAAUUUAGUUUUUCAACUAAAUUUUAUUUAGUUUAAAACUAAUUCUAUUCACUUUAUGCAAUUAACAAAGAACCAUUGGCAGCUCAACAUGAUGCUGAUGUUAAUUAAUAGCAAUCUAAAUCAGCUGUUUUGUUUUACAGAAGCUUGUUACAUAUAUGUAACAAGCAUGUUACAUAUGAUUGUUUACAUAUAUGUACAUAUAUGUAAACAAUCACCAACAUCUUUAUUAUUUUACCAACAUGUUUUCUUUGCAACUUAAUUGCUUAUUAAUCUAUUUAAUAGUAUAUAUUCUUUGGUUAAUCGCGUAACAUUGUACACUAUAUUAAAAAUAUGCCAACAGGGAUACAAUUCUGUUGAUUUUUCCUGUUAGCAGUGCAGAAAUCUUAACUUCCAGGUAGAAAACAGGUGUCGCUGAACUCCCUGCAACCUCAGAGAACAUACCUGAAAAGUGAGUUUCCUUUUGUUUACUUUUCUUUCUUGCCAAACUUGGUCAAUAGCAGCCAAAGCCACACAAUGGGAAUGACUGCAGUGAAACAUAAGACGUCAAUGAAGACUUUCUCACCAUAAAUGGAGUAAUGGUGUAAGGUUCACAAUUUUUUAUUUUCCAAAUAUACUGUAUUAACCAAUAAAAUUAGUGUAAGGACAGAGAUUUUUUGUUUUCGUUUUUCUGUCACUCGGUGACAACUGUUUUGAUAUAAUUUUCCUACCAACACUUUCUAAAAACCUGCCAAAUGUUGUGAAAAGCUCAUCUGGUUCCAUAAAGAAAGGAGUGAUGUCCAGCGGCAUCAUGUGGAGGACGAAUCGCCCUGUUUGGUUCUUGUUUCUGCCAGAGGUGGUUCUGUAUUUGCCAUUUUGUUCACCUGCUUCUGAAUUUCCUUGCUACACCUAUAACAUCCUCCUGAGUCUCAUCAUUGGCCAACAUGAUACAGUUCUUUAUCACUUAAUUCUACUAGUAAAUAUGGUUUUAUCAUUCAGAGUGACUGCUGUAAUUUCCCAUCUUUGUGUGUUGCUGUCCACUGACUUGUUUUCCGGUAAACUUGAAGAGCUAGCUACUUCCUGUUCUGUCAGCUUUCGGUUUGGCAUCUAAAGAUAUUGAAGAACUGUUGUGCUCUGUUACUAUGCAGAUGUGUGUGUUGUGAGUCAUUCACCCUUUCUUUUAGGAACCGUAAAUAACACAACUACUGGCAAGUCCAUUACGUGACCACGCCCACUUCCGGUUUGUUUCUCUUCCUCAGCUCUUUACGCUCUAAUUAGACCCACCUGGGUUCAUUUUAGUAAUAUUCUCGCUCCUCUGGUUGCUUCCCGGUGUAUCAAUAAAUAAGAUGGAGAACAGCCAAGUGGAAAACCGCAUUGGAGAAAUCGACGGCAUGGCUCACGUGGACUGUAAUCUGAACUCUGACAAAGAAAACAUGGAGGACACGGUGGAGUUCAGACUCAUGAUGGCUUACGCUCAGAGGCGGCGGCCAGCGAAAGUCAACACACCCAGAGAAAACGGCUCGGCUGCAGAACAAACGGUGACUCAGACGUCUGGAAAGACUGAAAACCAGGAGGAGGAGAAGAAGAAGAAGAAGAAAAAGAAGAAAAAGAAUAUAUUGAGGGACCUGAAAGUGAUUUUCCAGUGUGUUAAGCCUCAGACAGCGGAGCCAGAAUCGCCACAGGAUGAUAACCUCAACGACCCCAUGAACCGAAACUUUGUUCCUGAAGACAAAGACGAGGAGCAUCAUGCUGAAGAUCAGGAUGCGAUGAAGGAAGUGGCCGACCGGGUGAUCGGGAUCGCCAAUGAGUUUGAUUUCACUCCCGACAUCGAGUCUGAUGGUGAAGAUGAUGUGGAGAAGAUGGAAGAUGACUUGGAGAAGGCGAUUGGUCUGCUGCUGAGGGAACAAGGCGACGAGCUGAUCAAGAAGUUUCCCCAGGCGCACAUUGCUGCAGACCUUUUUUUAGACUACAGCUUCUUUGCGAGGCUUCUCGACACAUUUUUGAUCAGGAUCGGCUUCAGGAGACCGAACGCUGACGCCUUAGGACCUCAAGCAGCCAACAGAACCCAAAUCGCUGCCGCCUUAGAGAUAACGAGUCGUCUCGCCUCUGUGGAGGCGUUGCCCAAAGUCAAGUUAUAUAAACAUGGAGCUCGAUAUCUGCAGGAAUAUUAUUCAUCGUGGGCUCAGGCACAGGGCGGAUACGAGGCAGUGUUUCCUGAUGAAGAGGAAGUUGACUAAUUUGGAAGUUUAUUAUUCAUUACAAGAACAACAACAACAAAGAGAUGUUAAAAUGGUGCGAAGAAGAGAAUCACUCAGGACCUUCAUCGUUUACAAGGAGCAGUUUUCUCUCUGCUUGGACCAAAGUUUAUGAGGAAAUUAUUUUCACAUUAAUUUAAUGGAAAGCACUUAUUGUACAGACUACCAUCAACAAAAAUUAAUUUAUUUAAUUACAUAAAACAUUAUGUCUUGUUAACGCACCUGCACUUUUAUAAAAAAAAAAGAAUACUU